Coniophora puteana RWD-64-598 SS2 is the source of this 2889-nucleotide messenger RNA. Its product is annotated as WD40 repeat-like protein. The annotation marks the transcript as partial. NCBI's taxonomy places the organism in Eukaryota, Fungi, Basidiomycota, Agaricomycetes, Boletales, Coniophoraceae. The transcript is spliced from 4 exons. The record is from RefSeq and is a predicted model, not a curated record. Gene Ontology annotation, molecular function: protein binding.
GGGACUGAGAUGACACUGGAUGAUAUGUCAUAUGCUGGUGGUGCAGCUUGUGUAGAUGAUAGAAAGUUGUGUUUACCAGGCACUCGCACUCAAGUGCUUGAGGAGAUUGAUCAGUGGAUCAACUGCACAGAAGCAGAUUGUCCCAAAGUGCUUCUCCUGACUGGGGUUGCUGGGUCAGGAAAAUCUGCUAUUGCCCACUCUGUGGCCAAAAAGUACCAUGAUUUGGGGAGAACAGGGGCAUCCUUUGCAUGCAAACGGGGUGAUUCAAGUAGAGAUGCCCAAAAGAUGUUCAGCACUAUGGCUAGAAAUCUUGCUGAUUGGAAUCAGACAUUCAAGUCUGAACUCAGUGAAAAAAUUACCAAUGAUAAGGAGCUGAGGACUACUACAAUUCCCAAAAGGCAGUUUGAGUCAUUUAUAGUUGAGCCUCUGAAUCAGGUGGAGAAAUCCCAGUGUGGUCCAUUGUUACUGGUAGUGGAUGCAGUAGAUGAAGCAGGAGGGGACAAAAACUCUGUUCUUGAAGCACUAGCUGGAAAAGCAGAUGAGCUACCAUUACAUGUCCGACUUCUUGUGACUGCUCGCCCAGAGUCAGAAAUUAUGGAUCAGCUUGGUAAAGACCAUAUUCAAAAGAUACAGUUGCAUCAUUCUCCUGAAGAUGUACAAACUUUUGUCCACCAAAAGCUGAAAGGUGUUGACCAGCUAAAGGAUGAUCAGAAAAAGCAGAUUAUUCUGAAAUCUGAAGGACUAUUUCAAUGGGCUUCAACUGUGUGCAAUGCAUUGUCCAAACCCCCAGCAGGAAAGACAUCUUCCAUUGUCUAUGAGCAAAUCAUGAAGUCAUCACACAAGAAUCGAGACUUGACUGCAUUGUAUGAAUCUAUCAUGGACAUUAUAUUUCCUGACCCUGAUGAAGACAGUAUGUCCAACUGCAGGAGUGUAUUGGCAUUUGUCUUUGGAACCAAAAUCCCACUACCGCUUGCUGCUAUUCAAACCUUGCAUGACUGCAAUGGUAAUAAAGGCAUUGCAGAAGCUACACUAAAGCAUAUGGGUUCUCUCUUAGCUGGAGUAACAGAGGGUGAUAGUGAUGCAGUUAGACCUUUGCACACUUCAUUCAGAGACUGGAUACUAGAUCCAAGCAACAAGUCCAGGUUUGGCAUAAAUAUGCCAGAUCACAUGCUGUAUUUAUGCCAGUCCCUUAUAAAAGUUAUGGAUCAAGAGCUCAGGUUUAACAUGGCUUGCAUACCAACUUCCUACCAAAGGAAUGAAGACAUAAAAGAGCUGAAAAAUGACAUUGAAGCCAACAUUACUAUUCAGCUGAAAUAUGCUUCAUGCCAUUGGAUGGAACAUGUGUCAGAUGUUGGUGAUAGAGACCUCCAGACCUUGAUCAGACACUGGUUACUUGAAAAACUAUUCUUUUGGAUCGAGGUUUUGGCUUUGAUGCAAAAACUGCCAACAGCAUCAAGCUGCAUGAACAUGCUCAGGCAUUGGGCUCAUGAUGAGGACAUCAAAAGCUUGGCUGCUGAUGCAUUGGCAUUCUUGACAGAGUACAAAGACCCUUUUUUGGAAUCUACAGCACAUCUAUAUAUUUCUGCACUGGUGUUUUUUCCUGAGGCAUCAUUUAUCAGGAAGAAACUCAUCAAUGCAAAAUUUACAUGUGCUGAUACUUCAUCUGGGUUGGUUACAAACUGGCCAUCUUCACAGGGAUGUGUGCUGAAACCAUUGGAGGGACACUCUGGCCCAACGAGCUCAGUUGCAUUCUCACCUGAUGGCAAACAUGUUGUGUCAGGCUCAGAUGAUAGGACCAUCAGAGUGUGGGAUGUUGCCACAGGAGUGUGUGUGCUGGAACCAUUGGAGGGACACUCUGAACUGGUGAACUCGGUUGCAUUCUCACCUGAUGGCAAGCAUAUUGUGUCAGGCUCAGAUGAUGAGACUAUCAGAGUGUGGAAUGCUGCUACAGGAGUGUGUGUGCUGGGUCCACUAGAAGGACACAAUUCUUUGGUGAAAUCAGUCGCAUUCUCACCUGAUGGCAAGCACAUUGUGUCAGGCUCAAAUGAUCAAACCAUCAGAAUAUGGAGUGCUACCAUAGGAGAGUAUGUGCUGGGUCCGUUGGAAGGACACUCUGGUUGGGUACACUCAGUUGCAUUUUCACCUGAUGGCAAACAUAUUGUGUCAGGCUCACAUGAUAAAACCAUCAAAGUGUGGGAUGCUGCAAUAGGAGAGUCCAUGCUAAAAUCAUUGGAAGGACACUCUGGCCCAGUGAGAUCAGUUGCAUUCUCACCUGAUGGCAAACAUGUUGUGUCAGGCUCAUGGGAUAAGACCAUCAGAGUGUGGGAUGCUGCCACAGGAGAGUGUGUGCUGGAACCAUUGGAGGGACACAAUUCUUCGGUGAAAUCAGUUGCAUUCUCACCUGAUGGCAAGCACAUUGUGUCAGGCUCAGAUGAUAAAACUAUCAGAUUGGUGAAUUCAGUUGCAUUCUCACCUGAUGGCAAGCAUAUUGUGUCAGGCUCAGAUGAUAGGACCAUCAGAGUGUGGAGUACUGCCACAGGGGAGUGUGCUCUGGGACCAUUGAAAGGACACUCUGGUGGGGUACACUCAGUUGCAUUUUCACCUGAUGGCAAACAUAUUGUGUCAGGCUCAUAUGAUGAAACCAUCAGAGCUCCAAACCAUACAAAUUCUUUAGGAAUCCCAUCCAGUUGGGCAUGGGAGGCUUACUAUGGGGAGAUCACUGGCUGGCUCAAAGACCCUGAUGGUAACUUGAUGCUGUGGGUGCCAAAGUGGGCUAGAGCAGGCCUGUACUGGGACAGAAACACAUUGGUCAUUUGUUCUGGUGCCAAGGUCAAGUUGGACAUGACAAAUUUUGUCCAUGGUACUGACUGGACCAAGUGCUACAUGUAA